This is a messenger RNA of Letharia lupina, 960 nucleotides long. RefSeq lists its product as uncharacterized. Gene Ontology annotation, biological process: protein farnesylation; protein geranylgeranylation. The record is from RefSeq and is a predicted model, not a curated record. Gene Ontology annotation, molecular function: CAAX-protein geranylgeranyltransferase activity; protein farnesyltransferase activity. The transcript has 3 exons. Lineage: Eukaryota; Fungi; Ascomycota; Lecanoromycetes; Lecanorales; Parmeliaceae. Bases 1 to 960 code for a protein of 319 amino acids. Gene Ontology annotation, cellular component: CAAX-protein geranylgeranyltransferase complex; cytoplasm; protein farnesyltransferase complex.
AUGGGCAAAUACUCAGACUCAGACGAAUGGGUGGAUGUCGUUCCCAUCCCUCAAGAUGACGGUGGUCCUAAUCCCUUGGCUGCAAUCGCCUAUACUGAAGAAUACAGCGAAGCUAUGUCGUAUCUCCGAGCUGCGAUGGCCAAGAACGAGAAGUCGGACAGGGCUCUAAAGCUUACAGAGGAAAUUAUCCGGAUGAACCCUGCGCACUACACAGUCUGGCUUUAUAGAGCAGACAUGCUAUUUUCGUUGCAGAAAGACCUUCUUGAGGAGCUAGAGUGGCUGAAUACAGUAGCUCUCAAACAUACCAAGAACUUUCAAAUAUGGCACCACCGCCAAGUAGUCAUGUCCCACAUCCCUACCCUACCUCCCAGAGAAACCGCAUUCCUCGCCCUCAUGUUCGCCAAAGACGCCAAAAACUACCACGUCUGGUCCUACCGCCAAUGGCUCGUCCGGCAUUUCUCCCUCUGGGAUUCCGAACUACCCUACAUUGAAUCACUCCUCCAGAUCGAUGUCCGCAACAAUAGCGCGUGGAACCACCGCUGGUUUGUCGUGUUCGCACGACAUACCGAUUCGAAGAAGCAUAGCAUCAAGAAUGGCGACGCAGACUCAGAUGUACCGCUGGAGAUAAUAGAGCGGGAGGUUGAGUACACAAAGGCUGCAAUCUCUACGGCACCGCAGAACCAGUCCCCGUGGAAUUAUCUGAGGGGCGUGCUGAGGAAGAAGGGCAUAGGCCUCGUGGAGUUGAAGGGGUUUGCGGAGCAAUAUGCGGAUUUGGAGAAGGAGGAUGAGGUGCGAAGUAGCCAUGCGCUUGAUUUUUUGGCGGAUGUCUACGCCGCCGAGGAGCACAAGGAACGAAGUGGAAAGGCGCUGGAGUUGUUGGCUAGGAGGUAUGAUCCUAUACGAAAGAACUACUGGGACUAUAGGAGGAGCUUGCUGGCUUUGGACCAGGUCAGUGCGUGA